AUUUCCCUGCCUCCCAGACAUCUCGGUAUGUUGACACACUUCAGGAUCGUAUAAGAAAAGCAAGGGGCCGCUCGGGACAUCAAGCUCUUCGAAUCUCCUUCCGCCACACAAACCAGCAUUAAAGCAACUUUCGCCGUCGACACUCCCUGCGUUUCCCUUGUUUCAGCCAACAACAACAUGUCUUCGACCAGCUCCUCCCCAACACUGCUGGGCAGCAGUCCGCCUCGCGUUCUAGGACACAAGGACGAGGAGGCUGGAUUGAUCCCUCUGGAAGACCUGGAGUCCUUGGAUAAGAUGGUACAGAUUAGCGAAAAGCCAGUGUGGCUCGACGAGUCCGAGUCCGAGACAACACCACGAUCUUCACUCAGACAAGCGCUGAUCGAUUAUUCUUGCAUUGUACUCAACGUUGUUUCAACCAUUGCUAUCGUCUUCGUUAACAAGAUCGUGCUGAGUGACGAACAGCUUCGACAUUGCCAAAUCUCAAUUGCCGCAUACCACUUCUUCAUAUCAUUCGUGGUGCUCUACAUUGCUGGUCGACUACUGAAGAUGUUCCCCGUUAUCUUCCUGCCUGUCAAGGAAGUCUUCUCCGUUGCAGCAUUCUUUGCCGGUUUCCUGAUUCUUGGAAACCUCUCCCUCACAUUCAACAGCGUGAGCUUCUACCAACUGGCAAAGAUCAUGACGACUCCGACUGUGGUUUUGCUGAACUACGUCCUCCUGGGCAAGACCGUCAACGUGCUGACUUUGGUGUCCAUUGCAACGCUGUGUCUUGGGGUUGGCCUCAUCACUUCGGCCUCUAUCUUCUCGAAUGUCUUGGGCACGUGCAUUGCCGUUGCGGCCUUCACGAUCACGGCCCUCUAUCAGAUCUGGAUCGGGAAGAAGCUAGUCGACCUCAAGGUCUCGCCUCCACAGCUGUUGCUCAACCAAGCGCCCGUCGCUUGCGGUCUCUUGUUGCUACUUUGCGGCUUUGUCGACAAGGCUCCCGUCGUCCAAGAGCUGAACAUGCGCAGUAUCAACGCCUUGGUGGUGUCCGGUUUCAUCGCAGCACUACUCAACGUCUCCCAAUUUCUGGUCAUUGGGCGUACAUCGGCAUUGACAUUCAACGUCAUCAGCCAGUUGAAGACUCUAGCUAUUGUUGGCCUGAGUUGGUAUCACGAGAAUCGAGCCUUGUCCAUGAUGGAUGUGGUCGGGGUGGUAAUGACUCUGGGAAGUGCAUAUGCAUAUGCGACCGUCUCCAAAAAGUGACGAGAACGACUACGACAACCAUUUCUGAGCGAUUUCUUCUUUCAGAUCUAUAUACCAGAUAUACCUUUAGAGUUUCACUGCACUUCUAGAAUAAUGCUUUAAUGAUAUGAUGAUCUUUUCUUG
This is a messenger RNA of Exophiala oligosperma, 1365 nucleotides long. RefSeq lists its product as uncharacterized. Bases 178 to 1242 code for a protein of 354 amino acids. Lineage: Eukaryota; Fungi; Ascomycota; Eurotiomycetes; Chaetothyriales; Herpotrichiellaceae. Gene Ontology annotation, cellular component: Golgi apparatus. The record is from RefSeq and is a predicted model, not a curated record. Gene Ontology annotation, molecular function: antiporter activity. The transcript has 2 exons.